This is a messenger RNA of Linum trigynum, 2831 nucleotides long. Lineage: Eukaryota; Viridiplantae; Streptophyta; Magnoliopsida; Malpighiales; Linaceae. The record is from the annotation of a GenBank genome assembly.
UUUAAGAAUGAAAUUAUCAUUGACCAUAAACAAGUUCAAAUUCAUAUCAUCACGAAAAUAUCUAAUAAAUCAUUCCAACCAUCUCACAAAAGAAACCUCAUUUGUUAAUUCAAAUUAAAAAUUACGGUUCUAGUUGGUAGUAUACAUUGUAAAAUCGACAAUAAGGUUGAGGAAGCAUAUAUAAAAUUAAUAAUUAUGAUUUGAUGGUCUUAGUUUAUGUUAAAAUAUUUUUUUGUUAAAAUAGUGAACCAAUGGACCAGUUAAACCGUGUCUGUUCAUCUGAAUUUAUGUUGAACCGUGAAAAACCGUUUGGUCCAUCAAUAACCACUCAAACAAUGAACUGGACCGCUAUCGUAACUGGUUUGACAGUUCUACUAGCCCGGCCGUUGAUUCGGUUUGGUUCUUAUAACAAGAGUAUCCACAGACCACAAGGACGAACUAAACUACCGUCGCAAGCAAUGGAAUCAAAUGUCCUCCUCCUCAUUCUCAGAAGGAAUGUGACGAUACCAUCCUCCUCGUUUUCAUCCCAAAUAGGGAUGAUAACAAAACCCAAAUUCACGGGUACCCUACCAGACCCAACCCGGUUAACGCAGGUAAAACCCGUGUAGACGGGUUAUUGGAUUCGGAUUUAAACCCGUUCAUUAUUCACCAUGAUGGGUUUGGGUUUAGGUAUACCCGCCCCAUGGAUACCCGCCCACACGCAUAUAAUUAAUUUUCUUGGUAUAUUAGUAUUCUAAGCAACUAAUCUUCUUUAUGUUUGUGGAGACAUAUCUAAUAUUUUCUUUCUAAUUGUGUAGGAUGAAGUUGAUAUUAUCGAGUGUAGAGUGAAGAAGAUUAAUUGACGAGGAAGAAUCUUUCAAUUAAUCAUGUUGUUUAUGGAUGAUUUGGGAUUUGCUUGAAUUUUCUUGAGUUUUAUAGAUUGGUGUGUUGAACAAUUUGUAUGGUUAAUUUGUGAUUUGUUUCAAUUUUCUAGAAUUGUGUUUUAUAUAUGGAUAAUUUGUAUUGAAGGGUUGAUAUUUGACUUUUAUUUUGACAAGAACUUGUUAUUGUUAAUUUUUUACGACAAAACUCCAUGAGUAUACAUGAGCCCGCGAAUAUCCAACGGGUUGGGUUUGAGUUUUCCAAACCAAUAAAUUUUACCUCAAAUUUUUUUCACGGAUAAAUCUAUGAUUUUGAGUUUGACAAAAACCAACCAAUUGCCAUCUCUAAUCUCAAGACCAAACAUGCCUCUCAGCUUAGUCAUCAUCCAAACGUCAAUGCCGGGGUCAAACACUAAAAUGUGCAGGGGCCAUUGGGCCAAACACCAAAAAGUAAAAACCAGUGGUUAGAAAAAAUAACGCCCACCGUGGGGCUCGAACCCACGACCACAAGGUUAAGAGCCUUGCGCUCUACCAACUGAGCUAGACGGGCUGGAUGAUAUACUUUUCCAUGUAAAUUUAAUUUUUCUUAGGUUAUUGCUAACCGGCGGUCCGAUCUGAGUUUUCAAUUUUCAACAGUCACCAACUAACUCGUAGUAAGGAAAUCUUGUCUUGGUGCCUUCAAGCUUCCGCUACAGCCGAUGGCAUAAUCGAGUAGGUAAACGGCUUAACGGAAACAGGGUUGACAACAAAUGGAGCUCUUGUGGAUGAUCGCGGAGCUCUUCUUCGCCCUGAUUAUCGUCCUGGCUUCGUCGUUCCUCUUCGCAAUGUUCUUCGAAGCCUACCGAAGAAGAAACAACAACAAGCACAUUGAUGCUCCUGCCUUUUUUGAGGAUCCGAAUUCCUUGAAACAGGUUCCAUGUCCAUAUCUGGUAGAUCCCGCCGAAAAGUACAUAUCUUUAAUCAUUCCUGCAUUCAAUGAAGAGCACAGACUUCCUGCAGCUCUUGAUGAAACAAUUAACUAUCUCCAAAACCGUGCAGCAAAGGACAAGUCUUUUACUUACGAGGUGAUUAUUGUUGAUGAUGGAAGUGCUGAUGCAACAAAAAGGGUGGCAUUUGACUUUGUAAGGAAAUACUCAGUGGAUAAUGUAAGGGUUAUCCUUCUUGGGCGAAAUCAUGGUAAAGGAGAAGCAAUUAGAAAAGGCAUGCUUCAUGCACGUGGUGAAAUACUUCUAAUGCUGGAUGCAGAUGGAGCAACAAAGGUUAAUGAUCUGGAGAAGCUUGAAAAUAAGAUCCGUGCAGUUGCGAGUGCUGAAGAUACUAAGGAUGGAACGUCAGGAUUUAGGAUAGCUGACAUUCCAGUAGCUGCAUUUGGUUCCCGUGCUCAUCUUGAAGAGAAGGCUUUGGCAACAAGGAAGUGGUACCGUAAUUUUCUGAUGAAAGGAUUCCAUGUUGUGGUUCUCUUGGCUGCUGGGCCUGGUAUUCGCGAUACGCAGUGUGGCUUUAAGAUGUUUACAAGGGCCGCUGCAAGGAAGCUUUUCACAAAUAUUAGGCUCAAAAGAUGGUGCUUCGACGUCGAGUUGGUAUUUCUGUGCAAACAAUUUGGCAUCCCGAUGCAGGAGAUUUCAGUCAACUGGUCGGAAAUACCAGGUUCCAAGGUCAACCUUUUAAGCAUUCCCAAUAUGCUGUGGGAGCUUGCACUAAUGUCAGUGGGAUAUAGGACAGGAAUGUGGAAAAUUUCCUAUUGAACCCUUAUAAUAGUGAAAUAUACACAUGAGCUUCCCUUCGUAGUUCUUCCUCUCUAGAGUUUAUGACAGCACAAAUUUACACUCCAGCGAUUUAUGCCAGUUCCUCGUAGAAGCAGCAAAAAAAAACCUCUUUUAACAUUUAGGCAGGCACUUUCUAAAGUUUCUUCUAUUAUCACAUUUUUGGGCUGGUGAUUCUGUUUCAGAGGAAUCAACGAUGUUACCGAUC